UCGUGCAAAUGUUCUUACAGUGUAAAUUUACACUCUUCAGAAUCCAAGACAUUGGAUUUCCCCUAUCUAUUGUGCCUUGGGAACUUGAGAUUGCCGAUGAACCUGCAACUGCAAAAGAAAUCACGACACGUAAAAGAUUUAUCACGAAACGAAGCAGCAUUUCAUCAGUCUCGAUGCGGUGGAUUUGGCCUUGAAUGGAAAAAAAAAAAAAAGAAAUUUCAUAGUAUUCUCUGUAAAAAUUAUUUUUUCCAGUUUGUUGCGUUCCUGAAAAGCUUUUUCACUGUUGACAUGAGAUGAAGAUCAUUACAACUCAUCAGAGGGCGUGAAGACAGAAGCUUAACUCAACUCAACUCAAUCCCAAUUUGAUUUUUUUUAAAAGAAAUGGUUAAAAAGGGAAACGAUCUCGAAGUAUGGGUAGAGAGAGAGGAAAAAAAAUGAAAAUAGAGAAACAAGUAGACAGGGGGUAGCAGAAAAGGAGGAAAAUUUGGGAGAAAAGUUGAGAAGAGUGGUCUUCGUGGCUAAAAGAGGGGGCCCAAGUACUCCAACAGCGCCUACUUGGAGACCUUGGCCUUCUCCUGAGGCGCGGGCGCAUGAUAGCAUCAUUAAAGAAAACAGUCAUCUUUCUGCAAGAAAAUUGGCCGCCGCUCUCUGGGAAUUCCAUCACUACCUUCCUUUCCCUAAAAUGGACCGGGGCGUUAACUUCAAUGGUGUCAGUUGUGACUUUAAAACGCGCCGCCACCGUCCGCAGCAGCUUCACAAGAACAAGGCUCUUGACUUGUCUCAGUUCUUGGCUGAUCCUUCCCCAAGUUCACCUGAACAGGCUUCUUUGGGCUCUUGUUCAAGUCUUAUGCUGAUUGUUGAGGAACCUCACUCAGUUUUGUUAAAAGCUUCUUUUUUACUUUCAGAAAAGCCAGAAAGUGCAAUCAGUUUAAGAAGGCAUAUUGCACAAUCACUGAUCCAACAUCAUCGCUCAAUUGAAAGAAGUAAUCGUGCCCUUCAGCCCGUAUCUCCGGCAAGUUAUGGUAGGUCCUUAGAGAUGGCGCCAUAUAAUCCUGCAGUCACUCCCACCAGUUCUAUAGAAUUUAAAGGAAGAGUUGGUGAGUCACGAUAUAAUCUCAAAACAUCCACAGAACUACUAAAAAUAUUAAAUCGAAUAUGGAGCUUGGAGGGACAGCAUGCUUCGAAUGUAGCAUUGAUAAAAGCAUUGAAGACAGAGCUAGGCCAUGCCCGUGUGAGGAUCAAAGUGUUGCUUCACGAUCAGCAGGUAGAUCGGCAUGCAAUAGAUGAACUGGUGAAGCAAAUUGCAGAGGAUAAGCUAGUUAUUAAGAGUAAGGAGCAGGAUCAUAUCCGUGCUGCUGUGAGGGAUGAGCUAGAGGAUGAAAGGAAAUUAAGAAAACAGCCGGAAAGCCUACACAGGAAGUUAGCUCAAGAGCUAUUAGAAGUGAAAUCUUCCCUUUCUAAUGCUUUGAAACAGCUAGAAAGAGAGAAAAAAUCAAUGACACUUUUGGAAGAACUUUGUGAUUAAUUUGCUUUGGGCAUAAAAAGCUAUGAACAGGAGGUGCAUGCUUUAAAACAGAAAUCUGACAAGGCUUGGGCUGGGAAGGCUGAUUGUGAUUGCUUGAUUCUCCAUAUAUCUGAAUCAUGGAUUGAUGAACGGAUGCAGAUGAAGCUUGAAGAGGCUCAUCGUGCUUUUGCUGGGCAGCAAUCAAUAGUGGACAAGUUGGGUUUUGAAAUAGAGACUUAUCUUCAGGCCAAGCGUGCAGCUUCUUCUAAGAGAAAUGAUAAUGUACUGCCUCGGGAUAGACAAAAUUCUCUUGAAUCUGUCCCUUUAAAUAAGGCUGUGAGUGCACCUCAAGUUGUCGGAGAUGAGGAAGAUUCUGCAGGCAGUCAUUCAAAUUGUUUCGAACUAAACAAACAAAGCAACGGUGACAUGAAAUUGCAGGGAGAUGAAUCUGUAGAUCGUAAUGUUGAUGAAACGACGAAACACGACCAAAUAAAGCAAAAUAUUGUUUCACUUGAAAGACAAAGGAGUCAGAACCCUUCCAGUUUGCAAGUAAAGUUUGAAGAACGUAUGGCUUGGGCCAUGUUAUCUAAUGGUAAUAAGAAGCCUGAGAUCGUGGAAACAGAACCAAUUGAAUCAAGCAUGGCGAAUAAAUCCAAAAAUACUGGAGCUACUGAUGGCAGUCAUGAAAGAAAGAAUGAACAUGACGAGAUCCAUGGAUCAAACUCAAACCAUAAGAUUGAUAAUUUAAUUAGAAAUCAUAAAUUAUUGUCAGAAGGCAGUAGGCAGAGUAUGCGACCCAAGAAUGACUCCGGUGAAGCAUCUUGUAGUUAUCCUGCACGACCUGAGAAUGACUCCUGUGGGGCACGGAGGAAUCAAGCUAGUCCAGUAAGGCAGUGGAUGUCAAAACUUACAGCCCCAGAUAUUGACAUUUCAGAAUCUUCUACAAAAUUGCCUGCAGUGUUGAAGGAUAAUACUUUGAAGACACAGCUUCUCAAAGCAAGGUCAAAGGGACAUGGAUUGCGAGUUAAAGUUUUUAAAGGUUCCUCUUAGGCUCUUGAGAGCUACUGUGCUGCUGAAAUGUUAAGAAGGUACCUGUUAGGCUUAUGGGCUAUGCCUGGUUGAACUUCUAAAAGGCUUUUGUUAUGUGAAUAUUGGCAUCAGCUCCCAAUAAACUUGAAUUCAGCAGUUUCUUAAAUAUAGCUGUAUUUUCUUCUGCUGUAAUUUUGGACUCUCUAAGUCUGUAAAUAAGUGUCAUAUUAUUAGAUUGCUACAGAAUGGAUGAAGAUGAAUUGCGAGAUGCAUUAAAAUUUUGGGUAAUAAAGUCUUGUGGACUCAUUUGAAGUU
Messenger RNA from Mangifera indica (mango), 2848 nucleotides. RefSeq lists its product as uncharacterized. The record is from RefSeq and is a predicted model, not a curated record. The transcript is spliced from 4 exons. NCBI's taxonomy places the organism in Eukaryota, Viridiplantae, Streptophyta, Magnoliopsida, Sapindales, Anacardiaceae.